UAGAUAGAUAGAUAGAUAGAUAGAUAGAUAGAUAGAUAGAUAGAUAGAUAGAUAGAUAGAUAGAGGUAGGGGGAGAGAGAGAGAGAGAGAGACUUGGUCAGUGUCAUAUUGCUGUAAAGAGACACCAUGACUGAAACAACUAUUAUAAAUAAUUGAUGGCUUGCUUACAAUUUUAGAGGUUUAGUCCAUUAUCAUCAUUGUGGGAAGCAUGGUGGCACACAGGCAGAAAUGGUGCUGGAAAGUAGCGGAGAGCUACGUCCUGAUCAACUGGUUGAGAGAGAGACUCUGGGUUUGACAUGGGCUUUUGAAACCUUAAAGUCCAUUCCCAGUGAUACACUUCCUCUGACAAGGUCACAUCUACUUCAACAAGGACACACCUCCUAAUUCUUAAGUACUGGCAUUCCUCGAUGACUAAACAUUUAAAUAUAUGGAGGCUAUUCUUUUUUAUUAAUUUAUUUAUUUUCCAUCCUUAUCACAGUUUCCCCUCUCUCCCCUCCUCCUAGCCCUCCCUCUCACCUCACCUACCAUCCUCUAGUCCUCCCUUUUUCCUCAGAAGAGGCUCAGAAAAAGGGAGGCCUCCCAUAGAUAUCAACUCAGAUGGGGGCCAUUCUUAUUCAAACCACCACAGGUAGGUAGCUGGGUAGGACCUACAGCUAAUCCAGUAGAAACCUCACUGACCACAAUUAAUAACAGAGAAAGGAAAUCUAAAAUAGCAUAAAGAGGUCAAUAUGAGCCAUAAACCUUACUCAAACCUGACCCAGGUCACAGAAUAACAUUGCUCUUAUUUCAAUGGGAAGUUGCUGGGACACUUAGGUCUCAUCAGUGCUAAACUGUCUCGCCUAGAAAAGGUCUUCCUCACUCACCUGGUGCAUCUCAACCUGGUACACUGAAGUCUCCAGGGGCCAUUUUGAACAUCCUAAAAACUCUGCAUCUCAAAGAAAAUCAGUAAGCUGCCCUGGGAGUGGAGCCUGAAAACUCAUUUCUUUUAGAGCCUCCGGAGGGUGCAAGAUGCAGCCAAGCUUUAGAAACAGUGGACAAAGUGCCAGCUCAACACACCCUGCUUGUCCCUGCCUCUCAGCCUUCUCUUCUCCUUCCUUCCAAUCUGCUCAUGAUUUUACCACCUUCCUCCAUGUUACUUUUCCAGGGCCUCUAAUGUCUCUCCUGGGAUUAGAAAUUCCUUCCUUUCCUCUCUUAUUCCUAUGCUAUUCAAACUGUCUAAUAAGCUGAGGUAGCCUAGCACCAAAGCUGACAGCUCAUUGACAGAAAACUUGGCACUUAAAUUUUAUAUAUUUAUAUUCUAGCAACUCCUGGAAAGGAACUUGCAUUAAACGAAUUAUAAAUUCAUAUCUAUUUUGUGGCUGCACUAUAGGGUUGGACAAUUAUCUUUGGACAAGUUUAGAACAAAAUCGCUGUAGAUAAUAAAAAUAAAUAAAUGCCAACUUUUUGGUUUGAUUCCAUUUUGGCUAAGCAAGUAGUCAAUCGGAUGGAUUUCAGCCCAACUGCAGCCUCAGGGGAGGUGCUCCCAUUAGGAUCCAGAUAUCUUCAAGGCCUACCUCAAAGCGUACCAUACCAAGUUUGGCAGGGAAGACAGGAAUUAUACCUCAGGCAAGCAGAUGAGCCAGGGUAGGCGCAUAAUCACAGUUUUGUUGGGGACUGGGGUGGGAGGUUCAUACCUCAAACCCUACCUGGGCUGCAGCAUGAGGUCAAAGGCUAUCUGUUUGACCUAGAGAGACCCUAUCUCAAAACUGAACUGAAGAAAGUCUGGGGGAAUAAGGAUGUCGUCGAGCCAUGAAGUGCUUGUCCAGCUCACGAGGAACUUCAGGUUCAAGCUGCAAUAAUAUAAAAUAAAAACCAAAAAGACAGCCAAGAGAAGAGAUUCUUGCCACAGGACCUAUUUCCUGGAUAACCAGGUUUAGUGAGUUGAGAAUAGAAACCUUCCCGUUAUGUCUGAGCUGGGGGUGAGGGGGCCAGAAGGGCUGAAAGCAGCCCUAAGGACACCACCAUCUAGACCAAAAAUCUCCUUUAGUGCUUCUCUCAACCUUGUCAUUCAGAAGCCGUUCCUUCCAUCCAAGGACGAAGCACGCCAGCAUCCCGUAUCCUCCUACAGCCAUCUAAAUGAGCAGUUCUCAACCAGGCAUGGAGGAACUGGUGGACCAGGGGCUGGUGAAAGCCCUGGGCAUCUCCAACUUCAACCACUUCCAGAUUGAAAGGCUCCUGAACAAGCCUGGACUGAAACAUAAGCCAGUGACCAACCAGGUCGAAUGCCACCCCUACCUGACUCAGGAAAAAUUGAUCCAAUACUGUCACUCCAAGGGCAUCACCGUCACAGCCUAUAGCCCUCUGGGCUCCCCAGACAGACCUCAAGCUAAGCCAGGGGACCCUGUAAUACUGGAGAUUCCCAAGAUUAAAGAAAUUGCUGCAAAGCAUAAGAAAACGGCAGCACAGGUUCUGAUUCGGUUCCACAUCCAGAGGAAUGUGGUGGUGAUCCCUAAGUCUGUGACACCCUCCCGCAUAGAGGAGAACAUUCAGGUCUUUGACUUCCAGUUGAGUGAUGAGGAGAUGGCCACCAUCCUUAGUUUCAACAGAAACUGGAGGGCCUGUAACCUGUUUGCGGCAAGCCAUAGUGAGGACUUCCCUUUCCACGCAGAAUACUGAAGCUGAAUCACCUGAUAAGUUUGCCUGGUGGACCUCUUCACUGAUGUGCAACUCACUCCUCCUGAGUCCUAUUUUUUCUUUGCUACACCCAUCAGAUGCCAUACUGAGCCAGCCACGAUAGGGCAAUUCUGCAUUUAAAUUCUCAUGUUCAACUAGAAGCAGACUGUCACAGGGAAAUGUGACUCAGCAAAGGACAACGGCUUUCACUAAUUUGCUCUGGCCAAAUGUUUGUCAAACACCAGGACCACUAGCAACACUGAGGAUAAAAAGAAUAAGUAUUUUGUUAUACUCAGGUCUUAAGGUCCCCAAAGACCACCAGGAGCAAGAGCAAAGAGCUUUAUUCGAGCUUAAGUUCAGUCUCUCCACAGUCACCAAUGCAGCGGAUUAGAGAGGAGAGCCCCAAGAAGCUGCACAGUAGGGUUUUUAUUGGGGUUUAACAGUUACAUGAUUGGGUGACCAAGGGCAUAACCAACCAAUCACUUGGUUACAAAGUGAUUGCCUAACUAACAUAACAUUGAGCGAGCUAUCUAUAGGCCUUGGGAAUGUUAGGUAUUUUCUGUGCCAUUAAAUGUUCUACUACAGCGUGGGCUGCUUAGCACAAAUGUCUCACCCUGAGAUAAGAUAACUUCCCAUUCCUGUGGUUAUCCUCAGACUGUUCCUUGGGUAGAGAAUCUUAUGACCUUGUUGCUGGAAUUGGUAACCUAUGGCCUAGUUCCUGGUGACCUUGGGGUGGGGUCAUUAGUUCCUGGUUACUUUUGGAUGAUCUUGUUUAAGGCUAGUUCCUGGUGACCUUUGGGGGUGUCAGGAUCGGUUCGCUCAAUUUCACAACAGAAAUGAGAAAAGGAGCUAAUACCUAUCCAAGGUCAGCUAAACCUCAACACCAGAGAUAAAUGAAAGAGAAAAAUACAAGUCUGGGACUAAAAACCAAACAAAAAAGAGUUAGUACAAUGCCAAUAAAGAAAUGCUGUGAGAAUCAACAUGAGCUAGAAGCAGCUUUGUAUACUUUCCACCCUAGUAAGGGAACCCAAGAUGGAAUGUUAUAUUCACCUUAGGAGAAUCUGACCCCUGUGUACCAACAGCACAAAUGAUCUUGAAGCCAUCUCUUUGCUUUCUUAUAUUCCCUGACUCACAAAUGAUGUAUUUAAAAUUCUCUCACUAUCUAAAAGUUAUAAAUACAUAACACCUAACUCA
Molecule: messenger RNA, 3846 nt
Organism: Psammomys obesus (fat sand rat)
Lineage: Eukaryota; Metazoa; Chordata; Mammalia; Rodentia; Muridae
Product: aldo-keto reductase family 1 member B7
Exons: 7
Coding region: 2116-2655 (179 amino acids)
Cellular component (GO): mitochondrion; cytosol
Molecular function (GO): aldose reductase (NADPH) activity
Source: RefSeq, a predicted model, not a curated record